Molecule: messenger RNA, 4257 nt
Organism: Moesziomyces antarcticus
Lineage: Eukaryota; Fungi; Basidiomycota; Ustilaginomycetes; Ustilaginales; Ustilaginaceae
Product: RAM signaling pathway protein
Exons: 2
Coding region: 1-4257 (1418 amino acids)
Molecular function (GO): protein binding
Source: RefSeq, a predicted model, not a curated record
AUGCGCCAAAACGGCAAAGCCAACUCCACCUUCGCAAUCCUCCCUCGACCUGACCAACACCGCCGGCUCUCGCUUCCCGACAUCCAUCGCCAUCGCCAUCGCCAUCGCCAUCAUUUCCCAACGCGCUACAUUGACUCGCACUCGGAUCGCAUUGGUGUCGCUCUUCCACAAGUGACUGCGACCAUCGCGCCGGGCACCAUGCACGCCGGGCAGCAGGGCGCACGCGCACCAAAUACCGCCGCUGGUGCUGCUGCUGCUGCUCCUUCCACAUCGCUAUCAGCUUCCGACCCGUCUUCAUCCAGCCGCGGUCUCCAUGGUCCACCCAACAUGGCAGGCAUAGGCGCAGGCAGAUCAGGCGCUGCAUCGUCAUCCUAUCGUUCCUUUGGGUCCACCGAUUCGCGCCCACACUACGACACAAGAAUGCAGUGGAGCACCUCCGACUCUUCACACCAGCUCGACCAGUCACCUGCGCAUGCGGCUCUGUCCACCACGCCUUCCGCCUCUUCUUUUGAUACCCAGUCCCAGUCCCGCUCCUUCGACAUCGUCAGCAUGCCAUCUUCCUCCUCGCUGCAUACUCUCCCGUCUACACUCUCCCUCGCCGCAGCAACGUCGUCUCGCGUGCCGUCCAGUGCCACGUCGUCCUCCUCUUCCUCGAGUCACCGCGCCAUCACCGAAGCCGAGCUGCUAGCCUUUGUCAACGAAAAACGCCAAACUGCAGCCAUCAAGUCGGCAUCGGCUGCCUCUUCAGACGCCGCCCGCUCGCAUUCCAAGGACGCCUCGGACACCACCAACGCGCUCGAUACCCUCGACCUCUGUCAUAAGCGCAUCGAUCGCGUCCCCGAUGCGCUCGUCGACCUCAUUCAGCACGACGUCGUCCGUCUCGCUUUGGGCUACAACCACAUCACCAGGCUGCCCGCCAGCUUCGCCGAUCUCCACAGCCUCCGCUACCUCAACAUCCGCGCCAACAACUUUGCGCACUUUCCCGACUGUGUCACCCACAUGCCCAACCUCGAGAUCCUCGAUCUUAGCCGAAACAAGAUCCGCGAGCUGCCGCAGCAACCCGGCCGUCUGUUGUCGCUUCGCGUGCUCUCCAUGAACGCCAACCGCCUCACCGAGCUGCCGCUCUGGGUAGGCAAGAUGAAGCACCUCCGCAUCCUCAAGCUCGACAACAACCCGCUCGAGUGGCCACCUCCGCACAUCUCAAAGAUGCCCAACGUCGCACCGCCAAAAGCGCCCGGCUCGUCGCGCUCGUCGUCGGCUGCCGAGAGGGACAAGGCGAAGCGCUUCGAGGACCGUCAGAUGCUCGUAUGGAUCGCCAAGCUCCGGUCCUGGAUCAACGAUCCGGAAAACCAGCCGGAUCAGAACACCCUCGCCGCGUCCGCAUCUACGGCCGAUGCCUCGGCAGCCAUGGCCACGAACGCCGAGAUGCCAUUCGACGCGACUCCCCAGCCAGGCACAGACGAUACGCGAGCGACGCAACUGCCCGAGAGCUCGUCUGCCUCUUCGACCGAUCUCAUCUCGCUUCAGGUACACGUGCCAGAGAGUGUGGCAGCUGCCAGCGAACAAAUCGUAGAUACCGCAAACGCACAUCCUGCUUUGUCACAUCAAGACGUCGCAUCAAAUGCAGCCGUCACUUCCAAUCCGUCGACGACCUCGGGUCCAUCGCAAGUCAGCGCAGGGCUGCUGCCUCCCCUGGUGCCUCAGCCUUCGACAAACACCGAGACGGCAGAAGCGGCAGCAGAGGCCGGAUCAACAGAGCAUGAAUCUGAACAAGCACGGAUGCGACGGGAUGCCUUGAACGAGCAGCCGCUCGCAGAUCCUGUGACGCCACAUACGGCAAGGGCGACACCAACGGCGUCGACGCCCAUCACUGCCACGCACCGAAUCGCCGCCAUGGAUGCCGAGAAUCGCUCGCACGGCCGCAACAAUUCGCAUUCGGUAGUGCACGACAUGACGCUCUCGCAUCAGAUGGAGGGGCGUCGGUCGCUCAAAACCAAAAAGUCGCUCCCGGAUCUGCGCAAGAGCCACGAAGACAUUCUGAUGGAGCGAAGAAAUGCUUCCGCCGACCAGUUGGUCGAGCAAAGUUCGUCCGAGUCCAAGGCACGCGGUCAAGACCAGCAGAUCAAGGAUCGAUUCCAGCAGACCGACCAAAACGCGGCUUCGCUUGCCACACCUGCCGCCGAGUCGGCAUCCGCAUCGGGCUCGAGCGCAGCCAUGCUGCCGCCGUCCAGGAAGCCCUUGCUGCAGACGCGUCGCAUGCCUCGUCCCAGUCUCGGUGGCGCAGCUGGCACUUCGACACGGCCGGGCGUCGAAGGAGCUGCGAGUGGCAAUGCCGGCGGAGGACUGCGCAAACUCAGUCUGCCCACGGUCGGGGCCACCAAGGCUGCAGCGGAUGCGGCUGCGGCGGCGCUUGCGGCUCGAGCAGCCUACGCGCAGACGCCGCCGCGCUUCGACGUCGGCCACGGAAGGAUGUCUUCGGAUCGCGGCGAAUGGCCGUCGCGUGCUGCGUCGCCUACGCUCAACGGUGCACGCGCUGCUGCGGACCACGAGCGCAACAGCUACUUUCGGCGACUCUCGACGCUCCCGCCCGCAACGAUCUCCAAGGCCGUACCGGCGCCCGUGCUCAAGUUCGUCGACGGUACGCGCGGCGUUCUGUUUGCGCUCUCGCAGAUCCACGCGGCCAUUGGGCAGUUCAUGACGCCCGUGAUCGACGAGCGCAUCUCGGGCCAGUUCCACCGCCUGCUGGAUAUCUCCAACGGCUCGGUGGCGAAUCUGAUCAAUGCGCUGGAUCGGUUCGACUCGCUCUCGCGGCGCGGCACGCCGGAUCCGGCGGUGAUCCGCGGCGUGCUGGUGACGUGCAAGGACUCGGUGAUCACGUUCCGCAAGCUGGUCAGCGUGCUUCAGCUGCAGCUCAGGGCGUUGCAGAGCAGCUCCGACGUGAGGUACGCCAGGACGCUGCUGCUCAUGCUGUACGGUAGCAUGGCCGAGGUGAGCAAUAGCUGGACCGAGAUGGCGCCGCUGCUCGAGGCGGUGCAGCCGUAUCUGACGCAGGCGGAUCAGGAGGCGGCAGGCGAGGUGGAAGGCAGUGCGACGCCGCCGAAAAAGCCUACGCCGCCAUCGACACGCGCGGGGAGCUUGAGUCAGAAGAGCACGAGCAUUCCCACCGGCGUCGCAGGGAUGCUGCCGAGCAUUGCCGAGGCCUCGACGCCGGUGAGGUCGGGGACGCGGCCGCAUAUGACGCGGGGACCGAGUCGAAGAAGACAUGCGGGGUCGUUUAGUGCACAGGAUCUGGCGCAGGGCGCGGCGAUGACGCCGAGCACGAGCAACCAGCCGCCGUUCAAUCUCGGGGAUCUGCAGGCGGCGUCGGCGUACAGCACGCCCGCGCGCGGCGCGCGGGCUCGCAGACAGGGCAGCUGGGGCAAUAGCGCCAGCAGCACGGCCACAUUUGCGCAGUCCGACUCGGAUCGCAGCGCCGUCGAGCAGCCCAGCACGCCGGUCGGGGCGGUGCUGCAGCGAGGCGUGCACUCGACCCCCGCGAUGAGCACGCCCACGUCGAGACAGAAGCGCUCCGGCUCCAAUGCGAGUUCGGCCAUGGACGCGCAGCACGUGGGCGGGACGCCCAAGAGCCACAUGGGUACGCCGGCGACACCGGCAACACCGGCAGAGGCAAGGAAGCACGCUGCAGCGCCAUCGACCGGUACUGGCGGGGUGGGCAAGAGCAUGCAGAUGCCGGUGGCCGACACCAAGAUCACGGUCGACGACCAUCUGUUGGACAUGGUGGACAACAUCACCAAGCUGUCGGCGCGGACGUGGUCGAUUCUAUUCGAGCAUCUGCGCACGGCGGGUGUGGACAAACGCAGCGGCGACGACGAAGAUGCACCGGCCAUCCGCGUGGAUGCAGCCGAGGGAGAGGAGGCAUCGGUGGAGAGGCUGCGUGGGCUAAGGGAUCUGGCGGGCGAGACGGACGAGUUGACUUCCCAGUUGAGGUCGACGUAUCUGCGUGCGCGCGAGCAAGAACAUCGCGAAGACGACGACGAGACGAGGACGGAGGCUAUUUCGCAGGCUACCGCAGCGGCGCUGUUUGAAGAGUCGCACCAGUUUGUGAGGAAGAUCGUCGAGACCUCGACUAUGGUCAAGGCGAUCUCGGUGGGACACGAGUUUCCAAGGGAGUUGCGGAGGGGGUUGGGGCAGGUGGCACAGGCGUGUUCGAAUCUCACCGUGUAUCUGUUGUGGCUCAGCCCAGCACCUGGUGCCUAG